CAAUAGCACCAACUGUUUGGUGAUAGCAGCGCCAGUGAGGGGAGGCAGGGACAGGGAAAGGGGCUUUUCUAUGGCCACCUUGGAAAGCCAUGCAAGAUCCCUGGCUCAACCAGAAAAAGAAGACAUCCAAAAACUGUUCAACUAAAUAAUCGCAUAUUAGUAGGAAAAACAACCGUAACAAAUCUUACUCAGUCAGCACAGAGCCUUUAUGAAGUUCAUGACUCUGAAAUCGAACAGCGAUCAAUAGAAGAAGAGUACUAAAAUAAUCCAAGGAAUAAGAGAUAAUUAAGUAGACUAAAAUGCGCGUCUGAAACAAAUUGAUUUGAAGUGUCUAUAGAGUGCAAGGCUACAUGGAAAAUACCACAAAAAUAUUCAAGAACAAUACAAAGAACAUUCUAAGCACAGUGCCAAGGAUCUCUUAAAUAGUUUUUGAUGACAGGUGAAGGCGGAUCCAUUCUGACAGAAAAUAUUUGAUCUUUACCAAGAUUUUCAAAAAGUCAUUGAUUUGACUCCGCCUUUAAAACUACAUUUUUUUGUCUGCAGUCACAGAAGGGAAGAAAUGAGUGGAGGUCGUUUUGAAUUUGAUGAUGGUGGAGCUUAUUGUGGUGGUUGGGAAGGUGGCAAAGCCCAUGGGCAUGGGAUCUGCACCGGACCUAAAGGACAAGGCGAGUUCUCCGGCUCCUGGAAUUACGGGUUUGAGGUGGUUGGAGUCUACACCUGGCCAAGCGGAAACGCCUAUGAAGGUUUCUGGUCGCAAGGGAAGCGCCAUGGUCUUGGAGUUGAGAGUAAAGGACAUUGGGUUUACAAGGGAGAAUGGACUCAUGGCUUCAAGGGGAGAUAUGGUUUGAGGCUGAGUGUUGGUAGUGGGGCGAAGUAUGAAGGAACGUGGAAUAACGGAUUGCAAGAUGGAUAUGGCACAGAGACCUAUGCUGAUGGUGGCACAUUUCAGGGCCAAUUUACUGGCGGCAUGCGACACGGGUACGGAGUACGCCAGAGCGUGCCUUACGGCAUGGCGGCGGUGGUUCGCUCCCCUCUCCGCACUUCCCUCACAUCCCUCCGCAGUGAGCAAAGUAAUGGCACCCUGCUUCAGCAGGACGUCCCCGUCAUCAUCGCCACCAACGCCGCCGGCCAGGAGGCCCGAGUCACCACACCCACCCAGCUGGGACCCUCCCGGGGUGGCUUCGCCCUCACACUCCAGGUGGACCCAGAUGCCGUCAAGCCCAAGAAGAAGGGCCUGUUCCGAAGGGGUUCUCUCCUGGGGAAACUGAAGAAGUCUGACUCCCGUACUUCCUUAUCCAGCGUGAGGAGCAAGCUAAGCUUCCUGGGAGCGAGGAGCGAGUCAGCGUUGAGUUCAGCGGCCAGCGAUGUGGCCAGCGAUGCCAACUCCACCAUCAGUCUGGGAGAUGAGAGCCUAGCCGGGGCAGAGGAUUUCCCCCCUGUGGAGGCCGACAUCGAUGCCACCACCACAGAGGUUUACAUGGGUGAGUGGAAGAACGACAAGCGUUCAGGCUAUGGAAUAAGCGAACGUUCCAGUGGGCUAAAGUAUGAAGGCGAAUGGCUGGACAACCAGCGACACGGCUAUGGAUGCACUACCUUUGCGGAAGGAGGGAAGGAGGAAGGAAAGUAUAUGAACAACAUGCUGGUGAAGGCCAUGAAGAAGAGGGUUAUCCAACUGAAGGGCAGCAAGAUCAGGCAGAAAGUGGAGCGCAGUGUGGAGGGAGCUCAGCGAGCGGCAGCCAUCGCCAAACAGAAAGCAGAGAUUGCUGCCUCCAGGACGACCCAUGCUAAGGCCAAGUCAGAUGCUGCCGAUCAGGCUUCCCAGGCCUCCAACCAGGAGUCCAGCGUCGCCAGGGUAGUGGCCAGGGAACUGUCCCCUUCCUUCUAUCAGCCAGGCCCAGAGUACAUGAAAAAGAGAGCAUUACAGGAGAUCUCAGAGGCCAAUGAGCACACAGACCCUAUAAUGCAUGAGCAACUGUUAGCAGAGCAGCCACUGACACCUGCUGAAAGCCCAAUGCUGCACGACAGGCCUGGCUCCACUCCAGCCUGCACACCCUCCCCCAGCCCGGCCAUCACCCCUCCAGCAUCCAGGCACUCCAAACAGGGCAGCAUCAGCAAAGAGGACUCCCAUCUACUCGGCCCUGCUGGCUGGAACGGGGACAAAGGUGGUGGAAGUCGGGGGAGCAGCCGUCCCAACAGCAGAACCAACAGCCGACCCACCACCCCCUCGUACAAUGUGGCCACCACCACUGCUCCCCCUGAAGAGUGCCCCACUUCUGCCCCCAUCCUCAGCAGCCGGGGGAACUCCCGCGCCUCCAGCCGCCUGAGCAACAAGAUAGAGCAGUGCUCUGACCUGGAGAUCAAGCCCCUGGAGAAGACGGCCUCUGAGGCUAAAUUGUCCAACGCUACUCCCUUGGUAAGGACCAGUGUCACCUACUCAGAAGAAGAAGUCCCACCCCCUCAUCCCGCCUCCAAAGAGUCUUCCAAAGCUGCCGUCACCCCCGAGGUUAAUGAGGCAGAGUCCACACAAAGAACAGAGUCGGUCAAUGAACGACCAGUGUCCGCUGUAUCUGAGAGCAAACCAGGGUCCAGCGCUCAGUCUGUUAAUAAAGUGUCACCCAAGCCAUCGCCGUCACCCAAGCCAUCGCCAAAACGAGAGGCCAGUCCGACUUCAAAACCUGCCACACCUGCACCCAAACAAGCACCUAAGGUUGAACCCAAAGCGGAGGCCAAGCUGAUGAAGAACAUGGUAAAGAGCCCAGGUACAAGUGAAGUUACAGAGCUAGAUGAAUUUGAGCAGGGUCCGAACACCAUCGUGAUAACCAUGGUGAUUCUGCUCAACAUUGGCCUGGCCAUUCUCUUCGUACACAUCCUGUCAUGAAACUCUGUCGGCCCAGGUCACCAGCUUGCAUUGGUGUUGAGGUAAGAUUGCCCACAUUUUUAAGCAAGGAUCAUCCAGAACAAAGAGACUACCAAAAAAUUCAAGCCUUAUAUGGAAGGAAACUGACAACAGCUUCUCCACACACAGCCUCUUGUGACUGUGUUGAGGCUCUUUAAGGCCAAACAGAUUUUCAGAGUCUUGGAAUAUCUGGAGCCGAAUUGAAGGACUUAUGAAUCAAGACUGAAGGACAUCAAUGAAUCUGAAUGUCAGGAAGAGGGUCUGAUUGGACACUGUGCUUGUAAAGGGGGGAUCCACUGGUGAGUUUCAGUAUCUACACUGGAGAUGUUGUUGUAAGUUAUACACAAGUUAAGUCUACGCUCAAUGGCUUAACACCGACAGAUUAGAGUGGUUGGUGACUGGACAGGUGAGGUUGUGUUCACACAGUUAGCCCAAUUCUGAUAUUUUUUCCUCUAACUGGUCUUUUGACCAAUCAAAUCAGAUCUUUUCACAUCAGAUUUUUUUUUCGAGAUGAUCUGAUUGGUCAAAAGACCAAUUAGUGAAAAAAAUAUCAGAUUUGGGCUGUCUGUCUAAACGUAGCCUAAGUGUCAUUAAAUAAUUAGUUAUGUAAUUAGAUAUUCAUUUAACCGAUAGCUUGCCUAUAGAAAUGUAGUCUCUUGGAAAAUCUCAAAUAAACUGAAUAUCCAUCACUAAUUUGUUCCUUGAAAUUUAGUUUGAUAGAUCAGGUUUUCCCAAACACUGUCCUCUGGAUCCCAAGGGGUGCAUGCUUUGGUUUUUGUCCUAGCACUACACAGCUGUUUCAAAUUAUCAACUAAUCCUCACUUGAAUCAGCUGUAUAGUGUUAGGGCAUAAAACCGAAACUUGCACCCCUUGGCCGAGUUUGGGAGGGGAGGGGAGGGGAGAGGAGAGGAGAGGAGAGGAGAGGAGAGGAGAGGAGAGGAGAGGAGAGGAGAGGAGAGGAGAGGAGAGGAGAGGAGAGAGGAGAGGAGAGGAGGGGUAAUAGUGUUGCGAUUUAUAUAUUAUGCCACCAUUAGAUUAUCUGUUUUCUUUUUUUGCCAUAUUCUCAGCUUUCUUCAGUAGACAUCAGUAAAGACAUCUCACAGUCUCUUUGACGCAGUCUCUUUGACAUCACAGGGCUCCUGUAAGACAUGAACUACAGAAUAUAGAUUCGACAUGAACUACAGAAUAUAGAUUCCACAAUGUCUGAGAAUCAGUGAUUCUUUUAACCACAAUGGAAACACAACCCACCACAUUUACAUUUACAUUUAAGUCAUUUAGCAGACGCUCACCACAGCAGUGCAAUGUCAUGUACGGUUAUGUUUUCACAUCAAAUAUUCGCUUUCCAAGGCAAAUGUUUGAGUGAGUCACACUGGACUUGUGUUUAAAACAAUAUCUGUAACUGGAGUGGUACUGCACUAAUAAAAGGCGUUGUAUAAUUCAGUAAGAGGUUUUCAAAUUACACAGAAUAGAGGAUACAUUUUAGGACUUUAACCAGUGUGUGUGGUAUUGAAUUUCUGGUGUAAUGUCUACUGUAUGUAAACUGUCUUCUGUUUGUCUGAUCAAAAGUAAGGUAAAGCACCCUAUUUUAUGCUUUGACUUCAAUAAAAGCAUGACUCAAUCGAGUCACAGUGACAGACGUGGGCGGGUGGGGGGUCAAUUCUGUCAAAACAAUUGGGGAACACUUUGUAAAGAUUUUGAGGGUAAUUAUUUGAACAAAUGGGUUUGCUUUGUUAGAAUGUAAUUGUGAGCAGUUGUUUAGGGAUUUUGUUGGUCUGUAUGUUUGAGUAGGUCACACUAUUUAAAAUGCAUUUCAUUCAGAACAAACAGCUUGCGCUUCAAAAUCAAUUAAGCAGAUUUUCCUCCCAACUUUUGUAAGCAUCUGGGCACUGUUUGUUUGUUUGUUUGUGUGUUUGUUUGUGUGUUUUUGUACCUUUUUGAAGUACACCUAUUUUAAUCUA
Molecule: messenger RNA, 4854 nt
Organism: Oncorhynchus gorbuscha (pink salmon)
Lineage: Eukaryota; Metazoa; Chordata; Actinopteri; Salmoniformes; Salmonidae
Product: junctophilin-2-like
Exons: 6
Coding region: 560-2878 (772 amino acids)
Cellular component (GO): endoplasmic reticulum membrane; junctional membrane complex; sarcoplasmic reticulum
Source: RefSeq, a predicted model, not a curated record